UAAACAUGCAUUAAAACAUGCACAGCACACAGCAAUGCACGGGCCAUGAAUGUAGUAUUAAGCAUCCUGCAUAAUGCUCCAAUUUGUAAAUCACGCACAAUGCGCAUAGGUUUUGAAUUUCUUUUUAUUGGAUUAUUAAUUGUAAGAAAAACAUUUUGUACGGAACCAUGCAAACCAAAAAUUGCAAUAGUAGGAGCAGGGAUUGGUGGUGCUUCAGCAUCCCAUUUUUUGACAGAAUUAUUCGUCAAACACUUGGAAAUCGAUAUCUACGAAGUUGAUAAGAUUGGUGGUCGCCUUGCAACGAUAGCAGUUGGGAAGAAUGAAUAUGAAGCUGGAGGUUCCAUAAUUCAUUCUCGAAAUCGAUACAUGAAUGAUUUCCUACAGUUGCUUGGUAUGGAACGUAGACCAUUUAUGGAGAACCAGAGAUUCGGUAUAUGGAAUGGUGACGCAUUUGUCUUUGAAGAAAGUAACUCGGAGAUUAUAAGUCUCCUAAAAUUAUUUUACAGAUAUGGUUUCGAUCCACUUCGUCUUCAGAGGCAUGUGAAUAGUGUGUUAGAGAAUUUUGAAAAUAUCUAUGAGCUACAAGACCAUGGAAAAGCCUUUGAAAAUGUGACUGGAUUAAUGUUUGCCAUAAAUAAGGACUUUCCUGAAAUGUUACAAGUCUCCACAAAACAAUAUCUCUUAAAUUUAGGUUUUUCGUCAAAAUUGAUUGAUGAACUAGUCGAAACAACCAUUGUUGUUAAUUAUGGACAAAAUACUGAUAUUCACGGUUUUGUUGGAUGUGUUUCUGUAGCUGGUGCAGGAGCUAACCUUUGGGCAGUCAAAGGAGGAAAUAAAGAAAUUCCUGAACAUCUUAUCUAUAGAAAUGGGAAGAUAAACUUAAUACCUUCUCAAGUAAAGAAGAUUCGCUGUAUUUCACAGCAGAAUGUAUCAGUACAGUAUGAAAUUAUUUAUGGUAAUGGUACAUUGAUGUCCAAUUUUUAUGAUAUUGUCAUUAUUGCAACUCCAUUAACAUAUGAUCAGAAAUACCCAAUUUCCUUUGAGGGUUUUCCAGAACAAUUUAAGUUCAAAGGAGAUUAUCAAGUAACAAUGGCAACUUUUGUUGAAGGAAAUACAAAUCCGCAGCACUUUGGCUUGGAAGAAUCAUUAGAUGGCAUAUUAAGUUGUAAUCCUAACAAAACAAUAAUUAACUCAAUUAGUAGAUUAUUUCCUGUCCAAGGUUCUGCAGAGAACAUAUCAAGAGUGUGGAAAAUUUUUAGUAAAGAAGUUUUGAAAUCACAUUUAUUAAAUGACAUGUUUCUACAAGUUAAUCAAGUGAAAGAAGUCAGAUGGAAAGCAUACCCACGAUACAGUACAAACAUACGACAUGAUAAGUUUAAACUUCAUGAUUUUCUUUAUCAUGUUAAUGCAAUUGAAUGGGUUGCAAGUGCUAUGGAGAUGAGUGCUAUAGGUGGGAGGAAUGUCGCCAAUUUAGCAUUUAACGACUACCGUAAAAAAUGUUUGUUGUCAAAACAAAAUGACUUUGAUCGCAGUAUACCUCAAACCACAUGUUCGUCAGAGUUAUGACAUUCGUAUUAACUUGUAUAUUCAUUAUUUUUAGUACAAUCUAUUAUAUAUGUAUCAUACAAAAUGAAGCUAUUGACUUACAAGAUAUUGAUGUAUAAAACUAGGGAUACUACGGUUUCCGUGGCGCUAAGGUUUGACAUUUGAUUAUGAUCGUGUUUGAUAUGAACAAACAUCAUUUCAGAAGAAAAGCUGAUAUCUCAAUUAGUUUGGAAGAUAUUAAUUAUUUUCUUUGAUAUUAGAUAUUUUCGACUAAAUCCUUUAUAUCUAAAAAACUAUGCAAGAUAUGAUAAACAUGCAUAUCAUCUUUCUUAUAGGAAAUCACAUUUUCUAUCGAAAAUGUUAGAUGAAAUUUUAUUUUAUCUCGCACAGUAUUCGAGAUAUUUAAAAAAAUUAAAAUAUCUAAAAUCAAAGAAAAUAAUGAAUAUCUCCCAAACUAAUUGAAAUAUCCAUUUUUUCUUUCAGAUGAUAUUUGUUCAUAUAAUACACAACCAUAAUCAAGUGUCAAACCUUGGCGCCACGGAAACCGUAAUCUUGUUCAAUAAUCAGAUUUUUCAUGGAAAUAAAGUCUGGACUUUAGAGCGUAAGUAAAUGAAAAAUCAAAUAAAGGAGGAACC
Molecule: messenger RNA, 2180 nt
Organism: Orussus abietinus
Lineage: Eukaryota; Metazoa; Arthropoda; Insecta; Hymenoptera; Orussidae
Product: prenylcysteine oxidase
Exons: 7
Coding region: 46-1566 (506 amino acids)
Biological process (GO): prenylcysteine catabolic process; prenylated protein catabolic process
Molecular function (GO): prenylcysteine oxidase activity
Source: RefSeq, a predicted model, not a curated record